AUGGACCAAUUUAAAGUUCCUCCACCAACUUACGCCCCUGUUGCAGGUCAAACAAUUUAUGGUGCCCCAUCUUACAAUAAUUAUUAUAUGAGAACACCUCAGGUAUCAACAGCUCCUAUGAUUUAUCCAACACCAAUGAUGGCACCACCAAUUAUGACUCCACCAAUUAUGACACAACCAAUUAUGACACCACCUAUGAUGUAUCCACCUAUUAUUCCCUCUCAACCUUUUAUGGGUCCAUCAAUGGUAUCACCAAUUAUGUCCCCACCAAUGAUCCCUUCACAACCUUUUAUGGGUCCAUCAAUGGUAUCACCAGGUUAUGGUGUAACCCCAAAUUUAAAUGUACCUUUCUCAACAAAUGUGAAGUACUAUGAUUGA
This is a messenger RNA of Dictyostelium discoideum AX4, 378 nucleotides long. RefSeq lists its product as hypothetical. The transcript has a single exon. Bases 1 to 378 code for a protein of 125 amino acids. Lineage: Eukaryota; Evosea; Eumycetozoa; Dictyosteliales; Dictyosteliaceae. The record is from RefSeq and is a predicted model, not a curated record.